Molecule: messenger RNA, 681 nt
Organism: Diutina rugosa
Lineage: Eukaryota; Fungi; Ascomycota; Pichiomycetes; Serinales; Debaryomycetaceae
Product: glutathione S-transferase family protein
Exons: 1
Coding region: 1-681 (226 amino acids)
Source: RefSeq, a predicted model, not a curated record
AUGUCUCUCGCCGACCUCGACCACGUCACCAUCCACUACGUCCCCCGGACGCGGGCGCUGAGAAUCGUGUGGCUCGUCGAGGAGCUCGGGCUCCCCCACACCAUCGUCAAGCACUCGGGCCCGUUCCCGCCCCAGCUGGUGUACGAGUUGCACCCGUUGGGGGCGGUGCCCCUCGUCGAGGUCUACUACAAGCACCAGGCCGACCCCGUGGUGCUUGCCGAGCUGGGCCACGUGUUCAGCUACCUCCUCCGCCACUUUGACCCCGACCACAAGCUCAGCGGGCGCACCCCUCACGAGCGGGAGCAGGUCGACUACUGGAUCCACUUUGCCGAAGGGCUGUUGAUGAUGUUUGUCCUCCCGCUGUUCCUCAACAAGUUGUUUGGCGUCGACGCCGACGCCGACGUGGUGACGGCGGCGUACCGGGUGCCGCGCGCCACCACCAUGGUCGAGUACAUCGACACCGAGCUCGCCGCCCAGCGCCGCCGCGGCAGCGACUACAUUGUUGGCGACAGCUUGACCGCCGCCGACAUCAUCCUCAUGUUGCCGCUCUCGAUGUACUUUAUGCUCAAGUUGGGGGCGCCGUCGGACUUCUCCGUCGUCGGCGACUACACCAAGCGCCUCGAGGCCCGCGACGCCGCCAUCGACUUGUCCCGCGCCACCGAGUACCAGCUGAAGUUGUAG